Molecule: messenger RNA, 816 nt
Organism: Ilyonectria robusta
Lineage: Eukaryota; Fungi; Ascomycota; Sordariomycetes; Hypocreales; Nectriaceae
Exons: 3
Coding region: 1-816 (271 amino acids)
Source: RefSeq, a predicted model, not a curated record
AUGGAGAGCAUUAGCAACGCUGCUACCGCCGCGGCCAAGGCCGUCUGGGGAGAGAAUACCACCAAACAGGAGCCAGUAUCCGGGGUGCAGGGCGACGUUUCCAAGGGCGAGCCUUAUGAUGCCGGUAAUAUGGAGCCGGCUCGACAGGAGCAGGUUGAGAAAUCCAUGGAGGGUCGCCAUGUUGAGUCAGAACCAAUCCCGCACCCCCAAGAAGACACCACAUUUCGCCAGAGCGACACACGCGACACAGGACGGAUUCCCCAGAAAGCUUCCGACCUGAAUGACGUCGACACAACCACCCCCGCCCAAGCUAGCAAGCCUAGUGCCGCCCUUGAAGGCUAUGACUCCAGGCCUGCCGAGGGACUCGCCGCACGUCCCGUCGAGAACAUUGCCAUUAACGACGGCAGAGACGCCAGUCGUGACAAAAUCACAGAGUCAACCCCACUGGAGUCGAAGGCCCUGAGCUCAAAGCCAUUAGAGUCGGAGCCCUUGGGUUCGAAGGUUCUAGAUUCAAAGCCCCUAGAGUCAAAGCCUCUAGAGUCGAAGCCUCUGGAGUCUACAUCCUCUAUGCCGUCUACCGAGAAGAAUGAGUCGGAGUCCGAGGAAUCCAAGGGCACUGGUCAGGAGUAUGUCCGGACGACUGGGUUCGCCGCCGAUGGGGGAGACUUUGAUGCCACCAAGCCAGGAGCUGGACGGGAGGCUGACCGACUCUUGGAAGAAAAGGGCAUUCAUCACGGUGAAGAUGGGUUUGGACACGACGGCAAGGACAAGCCCAGCUUGGGCGAGCGCAUCAAGGCCAAACUCCACAAGCACUGA